Messenger RNA from Ictalurus furcatus (blue catfish), 2093 nucleotides. It is a transcript of the gene rmnd1, whose product is annotated as required for meiotic nuclear division 1 homolog. NCBI's taxonomy places the organism in Eukaryota, Metazoa, Chordata, Actinopteri, Siluriformes, Ictaluridae. The record is from RefSeq and is a predicted model, not a curated record. Gene Ontology annotation, biological process: positive regulation of mitochondrial translation. Bases 632 to 1900 code for a protein of 422 amino acids. The transcript is spliced from 12 exons.
GCCUUUACAAUAACUGAUUCCAAAAAAUGCAAAAUUUAUCUUUUUGAUUACUGUUGGUAAGGUUGUUGAACUCAAUGAAUGUCAUGUUAUUGAACUCACUCAAGUCAUUUUAAAGAGACGCUUCAGCGACAGAAGGCUUCUAUAUUUGUCCUCGUUUACUUUUCUUGCACCAUUUCCUCGCAAGGAGAAGUGCAGUUUAAGAAAUGAGAAGCAACCCAUGCAUUAAACCUGCACAUCUGUGUUUAGGACACAGUCUCUUAGUGGGCGGGGCUUAUGAACUUCCACGUGGUGUAACAUAUUGGGUGACGUAACCAAUACAGGAAGUGUCAUCUCUAUUCAUUUGUACAAAACAAACUUUAUCUAAAAAUGUCAGAGCCUGAAUUGUGCACGGAGAAAGUAUCUCGUUAGGUCAAUUCAGAUAUGACCGUUACUUAUUCUGUCUUCUGCAAGAGCGCACUUGGUAUGUACUGAAUUGAAGCUUAUUUAGUGUAUUACUGUACAGAGGAGACUGAAGUUCAGCUAACGCUAGCUAGCUGCCCUGAUUGUAAUACUGUCAGCUAACGUUACUACAUGCUGUUUGUUCUGCAGACCAUCACUGUACCCGGUUUUAAUGCAAAAAAAGUAGCUAGGUAUGCUCGCUAGGUCUCUGACAGCUUUGACAUCCUGGAGACUGUAUCAGCCUUUGGAGAGGACACUUUACUCCAGAUUAGUCUCUGGAAGAGCACUAAGGCUGGAGAAAUGUCCAGGCUCAGGGCUCAGCUGCUGUCUACCAAGUGUGCUGUCCUGCAGCGCCUCAUCUCACAAACUUCACACACACUGCAAGAACAAUCCCACCAUCACAUUCAGCGAUGCCUGGUCUUAUGGAAUGCGAAGACGCGUUUUUAACCCAAAACAUGGCAUGGUACUCAAAACAUGGAAUAUACACAGAACAUUUCAAUCCACCAGUGGAACCACCAAAUCUGUGCUGAAGCAAGCGGGCAUGCCUGGCAAAAAAACAUUAAAGGGACCAAGGACGAAACAGCCGUCCAGAGCCAAUCUGCCAGCCCCAGAAGAGGAUAUGAUGCAAUGUAUCGCCUAUGCAACUGCUGAACAAUACCACCUACCAACUCUCUGCCAUGACCUAAUAGCUAAUGGCUUUUUUGAAAUAAGAGACUUGCCCAGAGAUGCAGCUAAUGUUCUGGUGAUUGGAACAGAAAUGGCAUCAAAACCAGAUGACUCUGCCAUGAUGUUUUUCUUCAGGGAAGGCUCAGUGGUUUUCUGGAAUGUUGAUGUGGAAACUUUAAAGAAAGUGAUGCGGAUAUUGGAGCAACAUGAGAUUCAGCCAUAUGAAGUGGCUUUGGUCCACUGGGAAAAUGAAGAGAUCAAUUACUCAAUAGAAGAGGGAAAUACAAAGCUCCAUCGGGGAAACUUCAUAUUUAAUAGCGACAUGGACUAUGAGCAAGUCCUUCUGGAGAAAUUCGCAUUUUCUAAUGCUCUGUCUCUCUCAGUUAAGCUGGCGAUAUGGGAGAUCUCUCUGGAUAACUUUGUUGAAUCUAUUCAGCCAAUUCCAGAGACACUAAAGUCUGGGAAGUCAGUCAAACUGUCCAGGGCAGAGGUCUUGCAGAAAAUAGGAGAACUGUUUGCUCUGAGGCACUGCAUUAACCUCAGUUCAGAUCUUCUCAUCACUCCUGAUUUCUACUGGGACAGAGAGGACCUGGAGCAACUGUAUGACAAAACAUGUCAGUUUCUCAGUAUCAACCGUAGGGUCAAGGUUGUGAAUGAGAAGCUGCAGCACUGCACUGAACUGACAGACCUGAUGAGGAAUCACCUUGGUGAAAAGCACAGUCUUCGACUGGAGUGGAUGAUUGUAAUCUUGAUCACUAUUGAGGUGAUGUUUGAACUCGCCCGUGUGGUCUUCUGAGGAGACAGACAUCUUAGAGGAGGAUGUGACUGCCACAAUGAAAUCAGCCAAGCAUGUUUUAAAAGGUUUCAGUGUUCAUACAGCUUAACUGCAUCUUUUCUGAACCUCUAUUCAGUAGACUGUUGUCAGAUGCUUACUAUGGUACUGUGUUGUGCUGUAAGUUUUCAAUAGAUAAAUAAAACUCGAUGCACAA